This is a messenger RNA of Ilex paraguariensis (yerba mate), 174 nucleotides long. NCBI's taxonomy places the organism in Eukaryota, Viridiplantae, Streptophyta, Magnoliopsida, Aquifoliales, Aquifoliaceae. The record is from the annotation of a GenBank genome assembly.
AUAGAUAUGCCUCUGCUACUGGAUACUCAUGCAUAUUAUUUGCUCUUCAUGAUACGGAAACUUGAUAAAGAUCCACGGAGUGACUACUACUCAGCUGGAUCAUAUUUGAAAAGGAGGGUAAAUGCUUUAAAGCAUUUUGAAUUCGAGAGGCUGAUUUUAGACUACCGGGUGUAA